AGCAGCGUUGUUUCCCCUCCGAACUAGAGACGGCGCUCGCGCCGACUAUAGGACCGGAAACAACAGUGCUCAUUUCCAGUCUCUAUGGCUCCUUACCCGACAGACUUCUCUUUCCUGGCGGUCGUCCAGGCUACGAGGCCUGGCGUGGAGAACGACUGAAGAGCGGCUAGAGAGGCAGGCUUUGGGGUUGCCGGGAGCGGCUGGCGGCCGACUAUCGCUUCCGGCGACUGAGCACGAGGAUUAGGUGUUCUGGCCUAGCGGGAAAAUGCGGCCUUUGACUGAAGAGGAGACCCGUGUAAUGUUCGAGAAGAUCGCGAAAUAGUAAGAGCGCGCGGGAACGAAGAAUGUGUGUGAUGGGUAGGGGCGUGGGUGGCGGGGCCGCAGUGCCGGGACAAUUCAGUGCGGGCGCUGCCUCCCGCCCUUAUUCUAUCCUCAGCAUCGGGGAGAAUCUUCAGCUGCUUGUUGACAGACCCGACGGCACGUACUGUUUCAGACUGCACAACGACCGGGUGUACUAUAUGAGUGAGAAGAUCUUGAAGCUGGCCGCCAACAUUUCUGGGGACAAGCUGGUGUCGCUGGGGACCUGCUUCGGAAAAUUUACUAAGACCCACAAGUUCCGGUUGCACAUCACAGCUCUAGAUUACCUUGCGCCCUAUGCCAAGUAUAAAGUGUGGAUAAAACCUGGAGCAGAACAGUCCUUCUUAUAUGGGAACCAUGUGCUGAAAUCUGGUCUCGGUCGAAUUACUGAAAAUACCUCUCAGUACCAGGGAGUUGUGGUGUACUCCAUGGCAGACAUCCCUUUGGGUUUUGGGGUGGCAGCAAAGUCUACACAAGACUGCAGGAAAGUAGACCCCAUGGCGAUUGUGAUAUUUCAUCAAGCAGACGUUGGGGAAUACGUGCGACACGAAGAGACGUUGACUUAAAAUCAUCGCAAGGACUUGUGGCUGUGUGGAAGGGCCUGGGUUUGUUUCCUGUGUCUGUGUAGGUGCCAUCGUCGUGUUGAGUUUUGUCAACAGUUUGACCUCUUCAGGGACUUCCUGGUUUAAUGUUCUCUCUAUUGGCAAAUGCAGGCUGGAUUCUUGCUAUACAGAAAUGGUUCAAAAAUGAGGUUUUAGAUAUUUGUGUUUGUGACUAAAUAGAAUAAUAUGUUUUUUAUUUGAAUCAGAGGGCUUUUCUUGUUCUUCAUCUUUGAAACUAAGGACAAGAGUAGCUUAUUACUGUUAUCUGUGAUAACACUUUGCUUUCCACACUAAUGAUAAGAUCAUGAUGGAUUUCUCUGUUAUUUCUUAAUAUUAUGGAAGAUAUUGUCAUGUCAGAACAGUAGGCCAUAGUUGGGAUUUUACGGAUGAGAUUUGGCAAAAUAAUAAGAGCAAUUUAUUCUAUUUUUGUAUAUAGUAAGUGCUGUGUGAUGUGGAAAAAAACCUGGAUCCAAACCCUAAUUUUAUUGCUUACCAUCACUAUAGCCUUGGACAAGUCAUUCAGCUUUUCUAAGCUGUUAUGUUUUAUUUAAGAACAGCUUUAAUCAUCUACCUAUGUAGUUUUUAAAAUUGGAGGUCAUGAUCGUAAGCACCUAGCACAGUGCCUGGCAAGCGGUAGAUGUUCAAUAAAUAUUUUCAUAUUGCGUGUA
Molecule: messenger RNA, 1627 nt
Organism: Loxodonta africana (African savanna elephant)
Lineage: Eukaryota; Metazoa; Chordata; Mammalia; Proboscidea; Elephantidae
Gene: NIP7
Product: nucleolar pre-rRNA processing protein NIP7
Exons: 4
Coding region: 345-923 (192 amino acids)
Biological process (GO): ribosome assembly; ribosomal large subunit biogenesis
Cellular component (GO): nucleolus; preribosome, large subunit precursor; nucleus
Molecular function (GO): RNA binding
Source: RefSeq, a predicted model, not a curated record